Molecule: messenger RNA, 1164 nt
Organism: Sparassis crispa
Lineage: Eukaryota; Fungi; Basidiomycota; Agaricomycetes; Polyporales; Sparassidaceae
Exons: 3
Coding region: 1-1164 (387 amino acids)
Source: RefSeq, a predicted model, not a curated record
AUGCCCUCGCCCCCCCACCAUACACCGUACGCUGGCAGCAGCACUCCAUCACACUCUCGUACCAACUCUGCCGAUCAGGAUACGGAAGCUCUUUCAUGCAUGUCCUCCAGGGCUGCCGAAAAGAGGAUAGACACUGCGUACUCCGGUUACGACUGUCCGUCAUCGGACGAGUCCCGCACGUCUUCCGAUAGCCUUCCGAGCGUGCUAACGUCGUCGUCGGGAUCAAGCAUGCAGCGCACCGAUACGCCCAUGGACGUCGGGCCUGGCUCGUACUACGUGGAGAUGUCCGAAGCCUCCACUUCGCAGUAUGCGUCAACAAGCUCCUUGCAGCAGUACCCAAGAUCGGCGGGUAAGGCCAUCAGCUCUCCUGUGCAGCUAUUUUCUCGUCCUUCCUCAUCGCCAGACGCGUCGGCACCAGCUCUCUCCCGAAUACAUUCGCCUACUCCCGUAAGGCCAUCCGUACCUGAUCGCGGUUCCACGGCGAGCCUUCCCUUACCAAUGCACACUCCUUUCCACACGCUGCCGCCCUCCUCCGAGCAUGUCACUCAGGAGGAUCGCGCGGUGGGUACCUCACCACAGGCGGGGUUGAGUCGAAUGUCUAUUUCGCCCUAUCGUCAUCCGUCAUCCGGGCCAUCGUUGUCAGCGAUGUUCCCUUUGGGCGAUUUAGCUUGGAUGUAUGACAGAAAUGCCUCUCCACCUCUUGCUUCUCCAAUCAACAGCGACUCUCACUUCUCGGUAUCUACACCAUCAGCAGCAGUUGUGACUGAGAGAUCAAUGCCUCCGCCAGCACCUCCCACUGUUUUAACUCCUCCGCCCUCGAACGAGGAAAGGUGUCCUAGGGCUCCCCAUGACUCUUUCUUGGCACAUUCUCCGCCUCCAACCGAUAGUUAUAUCGCUGUCGAGACAAAUCCUCACGAAUACAAGUUACUCGUGCGGCUCCCGGGAUUUCGAAGAGAUGCCAUUACACUCUCGACACGCAAAAGACGUAUACUGCACGUUGUCGCAGACUCGUGGGAGCCUGGAGGUGGUCACUUCGAACGGCGAAUCUCUUUUGGGUACGACGCCGAUCUCGCUCAAGUGCGUGCCGAAUUCGAUGGCGAAUUCCUCCGCGUGAUCGUCCCGAGGCGCGCAUUACCAGCGGCGUAUUGGAAUCCGCGUGUUUGA